Messenger RNA from Andrographis paniculata, 3770 nucleotides. Its product is annotated as probable ATP-dependent DNA helicase CHR12. The transcript is spliced from 12 exons. Gene Ontology annotation, biological process: positive regulation of transcription by RNA polymerase II. Gene Ontology annotation, molecular function: DNA binding; histone binding; ATP binding. Gene Ontology annotation, cellular component: nucleus. The coding region runs from base 223 to 3561 and encodes 1112 amino acids. The record is from RefSeq and is a predicted model, not a curated record. Lineage: Eukaryota; Viridiplantae; Streptophyta; Magnoliopsida; Lamiales; Acanthaceae.
GAAAACCCUAAUCGGAAAAGGAAGGGGCGAAAGAAAAAGAAAAAAAUAAAAAAAUAAAGAAAAUAAAAAAUAAAAAUCGAUCCCCAUAACAUAAGUCCCUUCUUUUUUGUUUUUAUAAUUUUACCGAUUUUUGGGAGCAGAAGGCGUUCGAUAAAUUUUUUUGUGUGUUUUUUUCAAAUUAGCAUCAGACGACGCCGUUUUUGGGCUCUCCUUCUUCCCGCCAUGGUUGCACAGGUGGCGGAGCCUCAGCCAUCUGCUCCGCAGCUCCGUAGUGGCGGAGGCGACCGCGGCGCUGAAAGCCCUCUCGAUAGUGCCAGGACGUUAAUCUGCGCGCUCAAUUUCCUCUCCCGCGAUUUGCCCUUGCCGCAAGACGUAUACGACGCGGUUUCCUCGAUCUACAGCAGCAAUGGCAUUCUCGCCGCCGAUGCUGAUCGUGACGUCGGAGAUGACGUCAGCAAUGGGGAUGAUGCUUCGAUGGUGCAACCGGAUUCUUUUGGUAUGCCGCCAAGUUAUGAUGAGUUAAUGUUGGAUUUUGAGGAUGCUGUGCUGCAGCAGAGAUCAAGUUGUUUGCCUGGUUCAAAAUUGUCAGAUAUAAAGGAAAAUAGGUUUCAAAGCCGAGUCCAGCGUCGUGUAACUGAAUUAGAGGAACUGCCCACAAGCAGAGGCGAGGACCUGCAGUCAAGAUGCUUGCUUGAGCUUUAUGGACUUAAGUUAGCUGAUCUCCAGAGUAAAGUGCGCUCUGAAGUGAGUUCUGAGUAUUGGCUUCGUUUGCAUUGUGCGAAUCCUGACAAGCAGCUUUUUGAUUGGGGCAUGAUGCGACUGCGCCGUCCCUUAUUUGGCGUUGGAGAUGCUUUUGCAAUGGAAACUGAUGAUCCUCUCAGGAAGAAACGAGAGGCUGAGAGAUUGUCAAGAUUUGAGGAGGAAGAAAGGAAUCGAAUAGAGACUAGGAAAAGGAAGUUUUUUGCUGACUUGCUUAAUGGUGCUCGAGAACUUCAAAUGCAAGUCCUGGCUUCACAGAAACGGCGCAAACAGAGAAAUGACGGUGUUCAGGCUUGGCAUGGAAGGCUGAGGCAACGAGCAACACGAGCUGAAAAGUUGAGAUUCCAAGCACUGAAAGCUGAUGAUCAAGAAGCUUACAUGAAAAUGGUUGAGGAGAGCAAGAAUGAAAGAUUGACCAUGCUCCUAGGAAAAACUAAUGAUCUCUUAGUUCGCUUGGGAGCUGCUGUUCAGCGACAAAAAGAUGCCAGAGAUGAUGGCAUUGAACCCCUGCAAGGUUCAGACUCUGAAUUGGCUGAGUUAUCUGCUUCGAGGACUGAUACACCAGCACAGUCGGCUCCAGAAGAAGAUGAAGAGGUCGACGAUGAAUCUGAUGAUAAAGCAAAGACAGGUGAUUUGCUGGAAGGGCAGCGAAAAUAUAAUUCCGUUGUCCACUCUAUCCAGGAAAAGGUGAGUGAGCAACCAAAUAUGCUUCAAGGUGGAGAGUUAAGACCUUACCAGAUUGAGGGUCUUCAAUGGAUGCUGUCGCUAUUCAAUAACAAUCUAAAUGGAAUUUUGGCUGAUGAAAUGGGGCUGGGAAAAACGAUUCAGACGAUCUCUUUAAUUGCUUAUCUCAUGGAAAACAAGGGCGUGAGCGGGCCCCAUUUAAUCGUGGCCCCAAAGGCUGUCCUGCCAAACUGGAUUAAUGAAUUUACGACAUGGGCGCCUGGCAUUUCAGCUGUUCUUUAUGACGGGCGUCAGGAUGAGCGAAAGGCUCUGAGAGAAGAGUAUUCAGGAGAAGGGAAGUUCAAUGUUUUGAUCACACAUUACGACCUUAUUAUCAGAGAUAAAGCAUUUUUGAGGAAAACUCAUUGGAACUACCUGAUUGUUGAUGAAGGCCAUCGACUUAAAAACUUCGACUGUGUUCUUGCAAGGACUCUGGUUUCAGGUUAUCGAAUUCGGCGAAGACUUCUUCUGACUGGUACCCCGAUACAGAAUAGCUUGCAGGAACUGUGGUCCCUGCUUAACUUUCUCCUUCCUAACAUCUUCAAUUCAGUCGAGAACUUUGAGGAGUGGUUCAAUGCCCCCUUUGCCGACAAAUGUGAUGUUUCUUUGACAGAUGAAGAGCAACUAUUAGUCAUUCGACGCUUGCACCAUGUCAUACGGCCAUUUAUAUUGAGACGGAAGAAAGAUGAGGUUGAGAAAUACCUACCUAGUAAAACUCAGGUCAUUCUAAAAUGUGACAUGUCGGCAUGGCAGAAAGUAUAUUACCAGCAAGUUACGGAAAUGGGAAGAGUUGGGCUCGCUCAAGGUAGCGGCAGGUCGAAAAGCCUGCAGAAUUUGACGAUGCAGCUUCGGAAGUGUUGCAACCAUCCAUACCUAUUUCUCGGCGAUUAUUAUCUGCAACCUACAGAGGAAGUGAUCCGGGCAUCGGGAAAAUUCGAGCUUCUCGAUCGGUUACUCCCCAAACUUCACAAGGCCGGCCACAGAGUCCUCCUUUUCUCUCAAAUGACGAAGCUAAUGACCAUUCUCGGCGACUAUUUGAAGCUGAAAGGAUUUCAUUUUCUCCGACUCGACGGCUCCACGAGCACCGGCGACAGAGGCGAAUUACUUAAGCAAUUCAACGCCCCCGACUCGCCGUUCUUCAUAUUCCUUCUCAGCACCCGUGCCGGAGGACUCGGCCUGAAUUUACAGACUGCGGAUACGGUGAUAAUUUUCGACAGCGACUGGAAUCCGCAGAUGGACCAACAGGCGGAAGAUCGGGCGCACCGAAUCGGGCAGAAAAAGGAGGUCAGAGUUUUUGUGCUCGUCAGCGUCGGGUCCAUCGAAGAAGUCAUCUUGGAAAGGGCUAAGCAGAAAAUGGGCAUCGACGCGAAGGUCAUCCAGGCGGGACUGUUCAAUACGACGUCGACGGCGCAAGAUCGACGGGAGAUGUUAGAGGAAAUCAUGCGGAAAGGCUCGAGCUCGCUCGGAACGGACGUGCCGAGCGAGCGGGAGAUAAACCGUUUAGCGGCGCGAUCAGACGAAGAAUUUUGGCUGUUCGAGAGGAUGGACGACGAGCGACGGCAGAGAGAGAAUUACCGGUCCCGGCUCAUGGAAGAACACGAGCUGCCGGACUGGGUUUACACCGUACCGGAAAUGAAAUCCGGGAAGGGAAAAGGGUCGCUCGACUUUGACACACCGGUCACCGGAAAACGACGUCGGAAGGAGGUGAUUCGGGAGGAUACGUUGACGGACACGCAAUGGAUGAAGGCUGUCGAGAACGGAGAAGAUCCUUCAUCGAAGCAUUCGAUUAAACGGCGGAGGGAGAAUCAGAAUCCGCCGCCGGUCGAAUUGCCGAAAAGUAACAGCGGAGUUGUCGUCGGCAGUGAGAAGAAAGUGCCCGAAAUGAAGAGCGAGACGGUGUCGAUGAGCGAGGUGAAGAGUGAAGAGACAACGGCGGCUGCAGCGGCGACGACUACGGCGAAAUCGGAGGCGGAAAGUUGUCAGAGAAGCAGCUUAGAUGGGACUGAGGGGGGAGUGAUGAAUGGAUUGACAAUGACUUGGAGUGGACAUAAGAAGAGGAGAUCAAGUUUGAUGAAUUGAUCAUUAUUUUUCAUAAGAAGCAAUUUUAGGAUUUGGACACUAAUUAAUUGGGUACUAAAAAAGUUUGUUAGUUGUAUGGAGUGGAGUGUUGUUCAAUUGAUCAUCCUCAACAUGUCAUGUUCUUUUCUUGAAUAAUGCUACUAGUGUUUAUUUGCUAAGAGAUUAGGGAUUUUUCACAUCAAUUAUAAAAUGUCAUUUACAUUGGAUCA